AUGAGAGAGAAAAAUUUAAAUUUUAGAAGUGAAUCAAUUUUUUGGGGGAAUCGCAGUUUUUUUGAUAUCCUGGAAAAUGUAGAUGAUGAGAAAGAGGCUAAGAGAAGUGCACAUUUUUUUAAUAGUAAUAAAAACAUUUUUUUAAAUUUAUUUAAAGGUACGAAUCAAAAUAAUAAUGUAAAUAAUAUAUUAUUAGAAAAGAAACGUAUAGUGUCUAAUUCUAAAAAUAAUAAAUGUGUUAAUAAAGAAUGUAAAAAUAAUGAAGUAUGUAAAAUAGAAUUAAAAGAUGAAUUUAAGAAGAAUGAAGAAAUUAUUAAGAAUGAAUGCAAUUGUUCCAAAAGAAAUGACUGGAUAAAAAAUUUCUGUUGGUUUUGUUCUUUACAUAUAUUAGAUGAAAUAUUAGAAAAACAAAUUUAUAAAGAAAAAAUUCAUGAACAUGUAUAUGAUUUAAUUUAUGAUGAAGAUACUUAUUUCGAUACAAGUUCUAUGAUGAGUAUUCCAUAUGAAUUUGCUCGAUUUAUGAUUACACAAUUAGAAUACAGCACAUUACAUGAAAUAAAACUAAAUAAUAUAAUUAAAGAAGAAAAAUAUUUAUUUAAGAAAUAUAGUAAAAAAAGUGCACAAAAUCGAAAAAAACAGUAUGAAUAUAAACAGGAACAAAUAUAUAAAUCUGAUGAAUCCAAUAGCACUUGUAGUUUAAUAAGUGAUGAUACUACUUUAAAUAUAAAUAUGAAGAAUAACAAUUUGGAUUAUAGUAACUAUUUAAACAUGCGUAGAGAAUUAUAUAAUAACAACAAUAAUAUUAAUAGUAGUAGUAGUAAUAAUAAUAAUAAUAAUAAUGUGAAGGAUACUUCUGUUAACAUAAGACAAACAAAAGGGACAAAGAAAACAUUCUACGAUAGUAACAAUGUGGGGAAUUCUGGAAGAACAGAUUUGUUUAAUUUUAAAAAGGUUUUGUUAUCAUCCGAAAGUCUAUUAAAUAAAAAUGAUCAAUAUUAUAUGGAUGAAAAUAAGAAGGAUUGUAACCACAUGGAUAAUAAUAAUAUUAAUUCUCAUAAGAAUUAUAGUAAUAAUAACAAAUAUAAUGAACAAUUAUAUCUAGGAAAAUAUAUUAGUAAUAAAGAGUUACCAGAUGAUACAAAUAAAAUAAAUAAUCAAGUUCAUGAUAUAUUAAGUGAAAAUGUAAAAUAUGAAGAAAACAGCAAAACUAAUUUUUUUAGUAGGAGAAGAAAUAAUAGUACCUUAGGAACAUAUCAUAGACAAUAUAACAAAAGUAGUAGUCAUAGUAGUUUUAGUUGUAUUGCUUAUUGGAAAUCGAAAACAUUAAGUGAUUCUAUAAUAAAUUCAAAAUAUUUUAAUGACGUUAAGAAGAAUAAUAAAAUAAAAAAAAAAUACAAAAAUGAAAAUGUAAAUGAAAAAAUAAAUGAAAGAAUAAGUGAUAAUAAACAUAUAAAUGAAAACCAUUUAAAUGAUAAUGUGUAUAAAAAUUAUCACCAUUUUGAUCAACAUAUACUUAACUACAAUAUUUAUAACACAUCAAAUGAUCACAAGAAAAAUAAAGCUGUUCCAUCCCUAAUUAUAAAUCGUUUUAGAAGUGGACGUUAUUCUGAAAAUUCUACAAUGAAAUAUGAAGGAAAAAAUUAUUAUCCAUCCUUUAUGUCACAAAGUGCUUUAAAAAGAUGUAGAUCGUACACAAUAUUAUUAAGAGAAAAAAAAGAAAAGAAAAAGAAUAGGAGAAUGAAAACAUGUUUAAAUGGUGAAGAAAUGAAAACAUGUAUAAAUGAUGAAGAAAUGAAAAUAUAUUUAAAUGAUGAAGAAAUGAAAACAUGUUUAAAUGAUGAAGAAAUGAAAACAUGUUUAAAUGAUGAAGAAAUGAAAACAUGUAUAAAUGAUGAAGAAAUAGAUAAUGAUAAGAAUAAUGACAUUUUGUAUCAUAAUAAAUAUAAAGACGAAUAUAUUUCUAAAGACAAAAAAAUAUAUAAUAAAUAUAAAAACAAUUUAAAUCAUAUAAAAGAAUUUUAUUAUCUUAAUGAAACUGACAAGAAACCUUUUCCAAUAUGUCUAUAUAAUAAUAUCAAAUCUUUUGAGAAUAUAAAACAAUGUUAUCGUUGUUGUUGUUUUUUUAAUAUAAAAUGUUGUCACUGUAUUGAAUGUAAAGAAAAAUAUCAUAUGAAACUUAAGAAUCCACAUUAUUUUAUUUUCCAACAUGGUUUAACAGCAAGUGUUCAUGAUUUUCAAAACAUUUUUAAUUCUUUGUUAACGAAAUAUCCUCAUGUUUUUGUAUAUGUUACUUAUAGUAAUCAAGGGCACACCUUCGAAGGUGUAGAUGUAGGAACAGAAAGAAUAUGUACCGAACUAAAUUGUUUAUUUAAAAUAAUUAAUGAUAAAAUAAAUAUUUCUAUGAUUGGUCAUUCAUUAGGAGGUAUAUUAAACCGAUCUGUUUUAUUAAAUUUAAAUAGAAAGAAAAUAUUUAAAAAUAAAAAAUUAAUAAAUUUUAUUACAUUUGCAUGCCCACAUAUAGGGGUACAUGAAAAUAUGGCCAUUAUGAAAGUAUUAUCAACUUAUCUAGGUGCUCAUACUAUUGAUGAUUUAAAUAAUAAAACAACAUUAUUAUUAAAAAUUGCUAGUGUUGAAAGUAUAAAUAUUCUCAAGAAAUUUGAGAAUAUUAUAUUUUAUGGAAAUACCCAAUCAGAUUGGUUAGUCGGUAUAAGAACAUCUUUAAUAUUACCAUAUACUUUAUUUAAUGAGGAAUUAAUUUUAUUUAUUAUAGAGCAGGCAAAGAAUGUACCGGAAAUACCUAUAAACAUAUUUUCUGUUGUUCAUUUGUAUAUGAGAAAGAAGAAAUUACUAUUUUUCUAUUUCUAUCAAGAUCUAAAAAAUCCUAAUUAUUUAUUGAAUAAGAGAAAGGAGCAGAGUAAAUUUCUGGACCAGAUGUUACAAACCAUAAUAUCUUCUCGUAAAUUAUUGUCUUCUACAAACACAAAGAAGUUUAAUUUGUUUACAAAUUAUUAUUCCAAUAUUGGUUUGGAUAAGCUCAAGGGCGUACCCGAGGAAUUCAAUAAAAAUAUAAAUAAUGGUAGUAAUGUUUAUUCGGAUGGUUCUAAUCAGGUUGUAGAGAAUACAGAUGAAAAGGAUGAGGGACAAACAUGUGAUUAUACGAAUGUUGGAAAUAAUAAUCAAAUGGAUAAUACAAAUAAUUAUGAUAAUCAGAAUGGUAGUAAUAAUAAUAAUAAUAAUAAUAAUAAUAUAGUUCAAUCUGUUAUUAUAUACGAUAAGAAUAAGUAUGAGAAUAAUAACAAUUAUUCAUUAUAUACUCCUUCAUAUGUAAAGAAAAAGAAUAUAGAAAAUAAUAUAAAUUUUAAGGGACAUAUAUUUCCUCAGGAUAUAAAUACUCAGAUGAUGCCAAUCCAUUUCAGAAAAAAUGUAACAAGUACUAAAAAACAAGGUAAAAGUAAAAAGAUUGAUAAAAAUGAGAGUAAUGUUUUAGAUGAUAAAGAGUUUGUGAAAUAUGUUAAUGGAUUUAAUGGAAAUAAGAAAGAUAUUAAUAAUAAAUAUGAAGAGGGAUCUUAUUAUAAAUCACAAACAUAUCAUGAUAUGUUUAUUGAAAAAAAAAAAAUGAAAGAAAAUAAAAAUAUGUCCACUUUGAUAUGUAGGUCGAAUAUGAAUAAUAAUAAUAAUAAUAAUAAUAAUAAUAAUACAGAUAAUAUAGAUAAUAAAAUGGAGUAUGUACAAAAUGAUGGAAGAGAAAAUAUAAAAGAAAAAGAACAUAUUCAUCAUAACAUUAUAGAUGUAUCCCAUAGGAACAAUACUCAUUUAUGUAAUAUACCAAAUUGUGAUGAACUAUUAUUAUAUAAAAAAACAGAUAAAACAAAAAGCUUUGAAUGUAUUUAUAUGGAUAAAUAUGAGAAAGAACAUAUAAUAAAUGAGAAUAAAAAGAUGAUUGCUAAUAAUGAUAAUUAUACAUGUUCAGUAUAUGAAAAUAGUAAUUGUUCAAAUAAGAAUUCUUUUAAUAAUAAGGAUCCUAUUUAUAAUAAUAAUAAUAUGAAUAAUGACAAGGGUACAUAUAAAUAUGGAACUCUAAAUUCUAAGAGUGACCAUAAUAUGAAUAUAUGUGAUGAAGAAAUAAAGAAGAAUAAAAAUAGGAUAAAUGAUAUAAAUAUAAAAAACAUUACAGAUAAACAUGUUAUAAAUAAGAAUAUUAUAAAUUAUAAAAUCAAUGAAAAUAAAACUAAAAACAAUAUCCCACUCGUUAAUAAUAAAAAUAAAAUACUUGUCAAUAAUAAUAUACAUACGUAUAAUAAUAUUCAUAUGACAAAUAUAAAUUCACUUCAUGAGAAAAAAAACAAAUUUGGUGAGUAUAAACAUUUUGAGAAAUUAUUUUUUGAUUGUCUAAAAAGUAAAAUAAUUAAUGAAAUCAAAACUUUAGAUAACAAUUUAAAAAAAAAAAAAAAAAAAAAAAAAAUCGAAACAAAUAAAUUGUUCUCCAUACAAAAUACAAUUAACAUAAUCAAAAAUUAUAGUUUCUUAUAUCCUUCCAAAAAUAACAACAAUGAACAAAAAAAAAAAAAAAAUUCACAAAGCAGUACGGAAUCAAGUGGUACUACAAAUAAUAAUAUAGAUAGUAAAAACGACAUUCAUAUGAAUAAAAAAUUGGAGGAUACAAGUCAUGUUAUGCCAAAUUAUAGUUUGGGUGAAAAAAAUUCAUGGGGAAAAGAAAAAUUAAAAAAAUUAAUGGAUAUAUAUUUUAACGAAAAGGUAUUAAAGGAUACAAACGUAAGUAAUAACAUUAAUGAAUGUAUAAGUAAUGGAAAUAUAAAACAAAUGGAUAAUCAACAAGAAAAAAUAAAUAUAAAUGAAAAAAUAAGUGAACAUGUAAAUGAAAAAAUAAAUGAAAAUGUGAAUGAUAAUAUAAAUGAUAAUAUAAAUGAUAAUAUAAAUGAUAAUAUAAAUGAUAAUAUAAAUGACAAUAUAAAUGAUAAUAUAAAUGAUAAUAUAAAUGAUAAUAUAAAUGACAAUAUAAAUGAUAAUAUAAAUGAUAAUAUAAAUGAUAAUAUAAAUGAACAUGAACAAACCUAUAUACCAUUUGAUGAUGAUCAGAAUGAAGAAUAUGAUUAUAUUAGCGAAUUUUUUUAUUCGACUUCUGAAGAAAAUGAUAUGAACUUUAAUAACAAUUUAUCAUUUAAAGAACAUGAAUUAAAGAAGGAUAAGAAUUAUAUUCGUGAUGAAAAUAGUAAAUAUGUCGAAUUUAAAUGUAAUAAUAAUAAAAAAAAAGAAAAUAGAUCAAGAGAUAAAUUAAAAAGAAAUGAUUUAUUAAAAGGUAUAACAAAAUAUGAUAAAAAACAAUAUAAAGAAAUAUUAUAUUAUAUUUAUACCAUAUCAAGUGAUGAAUUAUUAGAAAAAUUUUUUAAAAAUCCAGAACUUUUAUAUUAUGAAGUAUUAUUUUAUUGCUUAAAUAGAUUACCGAUUCAAAGAUAUUCUAUAGCUAUACCUAUAUAUUCUAAUGCGCAUGUACAAAUUAUUGCACAUCCAAGAAUAUGUUCUGAAGAAUCUGCUAUAGUCAAACAUUUUGUUGAACAUUUAAUUCUUUAA
Molecule: messenger RNA, 5589 nt
Organism: Plasmodium reichenowi
Lineage: Eukaryota; Apicomplexa; Aconoidasida; Haemosporida; Plasmodiidae
Product: serine esterase, putative
Exons: 1
Coding region: 1-5589 (1862 amino acids)
Source: RefSeq, a predicted model, not a curated record